CUUCCUGCGUCGAAGAACAACGUAGGCUGCGUGAUUCUUCAAAAAUUUCCCUCCAAUUGAUCCAUCAAUCACUCAAUUUCUCCAUGAAGCGACACAUAUGGCGCUCGAUCCUUGCUCAAUCGACGAUACGGCUUUUCUGGAGCUUCAGAUUCCUCCAUUCGGUAUCCCGACGCAACUUGAUCGCACUCCCCCAAAUUCAAUCCUCAGACUCGGAAGAAACUAGGGUUCCAGACCUAAUUCCAGGUAUAAUCCACGAUAAAGACCUUCUGAAAGCUACUCCGGACGGAAAUCUUCUCGCUCUCGACCUAAUCGACCGCGGCGCCAUGGAAUCCGACGCGAGGUUGUACAUGGAUCUCUUCAAGCAGUGUACUGCUCAAAGCAAAAUCAGAGAGGCUAAAAUGGUGCAUUCUCAUUUCAAAAACUCUAGAUUCCGCGAUUACAUCGCUCUACAGAACACCGUGAUUCACAUGUACGCGAGAUGCGGCGAAAUGGAGCUCGCUCGGAAGGUGUUCGACGAAAUGCCUGAACGGGACAUGGUUUCCUUCACUACGGUAAUCACUGGCUAUUCACAGUGCAAUCUCUUCAAUGAAGCUCUGCUUGUUUUCGUGAAUAUGUUGAAUUCGGGAUUUAAGCCGAACGAAUUUACUUUUGGUAGUGCUCUGAAAUCCGCCGGAGGCUCACAGAGUGAUGCAAUCGGUAGGAUCAUCCAUGGAUUUUGUUUAAAACUCGGAUUCGAACGAAAUGUCUUCGUCGGGAGCGCGCUGGUCGAUAUGUACGCAAGGUGCACGAAGAAGGAGGCGGCAAAGGUCAUAUUCGAUGCUCUGACGGAUAGAAAUGAGGUUUCUUGGAAUGCAUUGAUCGCAUCGUACGCGAGGGACGGCGAGGGGCACAAUGCCGUGCGCCUCUUCGCGGAGAUGAAACGGGAGCGGUUACGACCGUCGCAUUUCACGUAUUCGAGCGUCUUCUCCGCCUGCGCGAGCAGCGGCGCUUCGGAGCAGGGGAAAUGGGCGCACGCGGAUAUGGUGAAAUCGGGGCUGAAGCUCACCGCAUUCGUCACGAAUACUCUUGUCAAUAUGUACGGCAAAGCGGGAAAUAUCGACGACGCGAGAAAGGUUUUCAAUUUCGUCCAAAAAAAGGAUAUCAUAGCGUGGAACACGAUGCUUACAGCUUUUGCCGAGCAUGGGCUCGGCGACGAAGCCGUCGAUUUGUUUGAAAAAAUGCGUCGAGUCGGAGUCGAGCCGAACGCGAUAACGUUUCUCUGUGUUUUAAAAGCUUGCAGCCAUGGCGGCCUUUCGGAGAAAGGAUUUUACUACUUUGAGCUGAUGAGAAGGUACGAAAUCGAACCCGAUAUUACGCAUUACGUAACGAUCAUCGACCUACUCGGUCGAGCAGGUCAGCUCGAUCGCGCCAUGAAGUUCAUACAACAGAUGUCGAUCGAACCUACCGCCGUCGUUUGGAAAGCGCUUCUCGGAGCGUGUCGGAUGCAUAAGAAUAUGGAGUUAGGUAUUUACGCGGCGGAGCGCGUUUUUGAGCUCGAUUCGAACGACACGGGUCCUCGUAUAUUACUCUCGAACAUCUACGCGUCCGCCGGGAGAUUGAUCGACGCGGCGAGAGUUCGACGGACGAUGAAUUCGAGCGGGCUUAAGAAAGAGCCCGCGUGUAGCUGGGUCGAAUCGGGGAAUGUUAUACAUUUAUUUGUCGCGAAUGACGACGCCCACCCGCGACGGGACGAGAUUCGGAAGAUGUGGGACGAGCUACGCGACGGAAUCGCAAAAAUUGGAUACGUCCCGGAUACGAGCAACGUGCUUUGGUAUUCGGAUGAGCGCGAGAGAGAAGAGAGGUUACAAUACCAUAGCGAAAAGCUAGCGCUCGCGUUCUCGAUCCUUGACUCGCCGUCGGGAGCUCCUAUCUCAAUCAAGAAAAAUCUUCGGGUUUGCGGCGAUUGCCAUACGGCAUUUAAGUACGUGUCGAAGUUGGUCGAUCGAGAAAUCGUCCUACGAGACACUAGCCGAUUCCAUCAUUUUCGUCAUGGUUCUUGCUCUUGUCGCGAUUAUUGGUAGCGUUUAUUCGCUCGCUCGUCAUUGGCGUCGAUAGACGUCGAAUAUGGAUGGAAAUAGGGGUGGAUCUUGCCCGGGAACCCGACCCGGUUCGGAUGUUAAUGGGGCGAGUUUGGGUUUGGAUUUUUAUAAUCGAGGCGGGUUAUGAAUUUUGAAAAUUUUAAACUCGGCUGGAUUCGGAGUCAGGGACAGAUUACGGAUUUGAUCCAAAAAAAUUUUUGAAUUUAAC
Andrographis paniculata is the source of this 2286-nucleotide messenger RNA. Its product is annotated as pentatricopeptide repeat-containing protein At3g24000, mitochondrial. The record is from RefSeq and is a predicted model, not a curated record. Gene Ontology annotation, biological process: RNA modification. Lineage: Eukaryota; Viridiplantae; Streptophyta; Magnoliopsida; Lamiales; Acanthaceae. The transcript has a single exon. Gene Ontology annotation, molecular function: RNA binding; protein binding; zinc ion binding. Bases 84 to 2060 code for a protein of 658 amino acids.